Messenger RNA from Styela clava, 1623 nucleotides. The record is from RefSeq and is a predicted model, not a curated record. Lineage: Eukaryota; Metazoa; Chordata; Ascidiacea; Stolidobranchia; Styelidae.
AUAAAACAUUUUUUUAUGUUCCUAAUGGAUAAUAACUAAUGUGCAAUAUUGAUGGACGGCCACACUGAAUUAUGGCUUGUAACGGCGGCUUCGAUAUGUGUUGCUUGCAUAGUCGGACUCACACUAAGGAUGCUCACAAACUGGAUGCUGGAAAGACUUGCUGCUGGAACAGCAUAUCGACCAAAUCUUCUCAGAGCAUCAGAAAUCAUCAACGCACUUCUAUCUACAUAUAUGCUCAUAGUUGGAACAUAUGAAAAAUGUAUUUUAAUUGGGAAAGGCCUCGUACUGGAGUAUUACGUCACUACGUUGUUACUCUCUAUUGCCUACUCCUACAUAUUACAACCUGCUUCUCCUAACCCAAUGUCACUCGUGAUUAAAUAUUGGGAUUUACUUGUGCAUGAAGAAUCAAAAUAUGAAAACGGUCGUGCCAAUCAUAUUCCUGACCAAUCCGAGGAAUCUCCUCCACAUGUUGAUGGUUUAAGAAGGCGAGGAGGUGAUUCCUAUGUACCGAUGACAUCAGCACAAGAUAUUGUGACAUCAUACCAGAAAAGGAAGCCUCACAGCAGCCUGUGGAUGUUUAUCAAACUUGCUGGGCCUUCAUUACUUGGCCAGUUCCUCGGGCUUCAUACUGCCAUCCAGUGGCUCCAUUUUACAUGGGACGGAUAUCUGACGAGCCACCAUGUCACUAAAACUGGGUUACUCAAAGAUUGUAUCAUCUGCCUCAAUACUGGACCGAUACAGGGCUUUAUCAUUGAAGGCUUUCUUGCAUUCCUGUAUGCCGUCUCUGUUCAGAGGUUAAGUAAUCUGACAAUAUUUGGGCCUUGGUCAUUCUUUGUUACAUCUUGCCUUCAAAGCAUUGUGACAACAAUUGCACUUUAUGCCUUCGUCAACGUCACCGGGGCAUUCGCAAAUCCAUUGUCAGCAUAUGCACUGGAGCGUGAAUGUCUUUAUGACAUCAUAGUAGUACUAAAUCACAUCAUUGUGUAUGUGUUUGGUGCACUAGCAGGUACGAUGGCGUUCAAAAUCAUUCCGAAAGAAAAACAAAUGGUGACCAUCCUGGCUUAUUCAUCAGCAUUUUUGUUCUUUUACUGUUUUACCCCGAAUAUUUUAGAUAAAAGUUAUAUUUUUAUGUGAAUUUCAUGUAUUUUAGCCUCAAAUUUGUUUUUGUUCCAAAUGAUAUGAAUUAUCAUUGUGACGCUAUAUAUAUAAUUGUUUUGUCGUAAAAGCCAAUUUUGAAUGAAAGCAUAUCUUACUUUAGCUUUGUGAUGAUGUAAUUCAGGUGUUAAGCUUUGCUUGUAGCAUUUAAUUUAUUUUUUAUUUAUGUUAAAUAUCUAGUACUAGAUGGAAAUUUUAUCAGAAUUUAAAAUUUAUAUUAUUUUAAAGAGAGCAAGUUAUUGAGAUCUUCUAUAAUUUUAAAGAUAAGUUUGCCUACAUUGUGCCUUUUUCUAUAUACUGGUAAAUCAUCUUCUUUCUCAUUCCUUUAAGUAUUUUAUUCCUGACACACUAAAACUAUGUGAAUUUACGAUGGUGCGUUAAGCAGAGUCACUUAGAAGUGAAGACGAAUUUUCUGAGCUAAGUUACAAGCGACUACAUUAAGGGCUACAUUAAUUAUGUCGGUGCAUA